Molecule: messenger RNA, 8605 nt
Organism: Anguilla rostrata (American eel)
Lineage: Eukaryota; Metazoa; Chordata; Actinopteri; Anguilliformes; Anguillidae
Gene: gramd1ba
Product: GRAM domain containing 1Ba
Exons: 24
Coding region: 920-3679 (919 amino acids)
Biological process (GO): intracellular sterol transport
Cellular component (GO): plasma membrane; endoplasmic reticulum-plasma membrane contact site; endoplasmic reticulum membrane
Molecular function (GO): cholesterol binding; cholesterol transfer activity
Source: RefSeq, a predicted model, not a curated record
ACAUGUCAUCCCGCAAGUGAGGCUUGACGAGCCGGCGGAAGACAAUUUCGUCAGGAGCACCUCUCUACGAUCCCUACAGCAGUCGCAUCCGCGGAGCAAACCCUAUUCACCGGCCAAUGUGAGAAGACACCUCAGGCUGGCUGAGAGCAGCAGGAGCGCCGCUGUCUGGAGCUGCUGUGAAAUCGGGCGCUUUGGGGGACGUCUGGAGGAAGCCGGCGCCGGGGGAAGUGAGCCGUUCCUGGGGAGGGAGGAUCCUGGGCUGGGCGGCAGCGCCGGGCGCUGACUGAGUCCUGGAGAGAGAAGAAUCUGAGCUGGGAAAGAGAAAAACAUCUACAGUGUUGCGAGGAACAUUUGGUCCAUCCUAAGAGAGGAUGAAGCCCUCUUACCAACUGCCCCCAUAGCAGCACUCGUAACUACUUCCUCAGUUGCUCGGAGACUCUUUUGAAUUGUGAACCCUCCCUUCCUGUCCAGGAAACUGCUUUCCGUACAGCCACCUCUGCUGAAGACUGAAGUGUUCUGGGUCAGGGCUGGAAGAGGGGUGAAGAGCCUGUGGUCGACAUGUCGCUGAGUGCAGCGACAUGGAGGACCGUGAGUGCUAACACAGACAGCAAUAACAGAGCUACCACUAACUGGAGCUACCGCUAACAAAAUCCACCGCUAACAGAGCCACAGCUAGCAAGUAACUGGAACUAUCACUAACAGAGGCACCACUAACAGGAGAACCGUGCACCUGGACUGGUCCGGGCUGCCUGUGAUUGGUCAAAUUUUAAGACCGUGCUCUGGGAUUGGUGGAGAAGACCCUGUUGCUACGGUGACCCGGCCAGAUCACUCUGAGAGGAACAGGCAGCCGGUAAGGAGCAGGGCGGGCAGGACGUCCCGGGUAGGGGCGGGCGAGAGGACGCGAGGGCGGGCGUUGAGCAUGAUGGAGACACACCAGCUCCCCGCCCUCCAGGUCCACGGGGACUGCUUGACCGUAGGGGCGGGAAUGGUGGGCGGGGCCGAGGAAGCGGGGGCGGCGUCUAACGACCACACCCCCUCCCUGCGGCGCAAGCGCUUCAAGAUGCGGCGCAUGAAGAACGUGGCGAGCGAGCGGGAGGGGCCCGAGGGGGGCGGGACCCUGCGGCGGGCGGGGUCCGGUCCAGGCUCCGCCCCUUGCUCCACCUCCAAGGAGUACCUGCAGCUUCCCUCCAUCGAGAUCACGCCGUCCAGUGACGAGGACGCCCCCUGGUCCAACUGCUCCACCCCCAGUGCCUCCCCCCGCCGCAAACGCUGCCUACUGAAGAAGUGGCUCCGGGUUCGAGAGAAGAAGGACGGCAGUGAGAGCAGCAGCCAGCAGAGCAGUCUGCAGAGCAGCCAUGAGGAAGACUCCACCCGCUUCCUGACUCCGUACAUCCGCGAGGAGAGGGCAGACAGUGGAGUGGACCGGCUGAGCACUGCCAGUAACUCGAACCGGAGCACGCCCGCUUGCUCGCCCGUCCUUCGCAAACGCUCGCGCUCGCCGACGCCCCAGAACCUGGAGGGCGAGACCAUGGUGGAGAAGGGCUCGGACCACUCCUCUGACAAGUCCCCCUCGACCCCGGAGCAGGUCGUCCAGCGCACCUACAGCCAAUCGGUGCACUCCGCGCGCAGCGGCGGCAAGAACUCAAAAUCUCACAAGCGACUUUCCAAAUAUGACAGGCUAAACCUGAUUAAAAAAAGCCAGAGCUGGUACAACGUCUUGAGUCCCACGUAUAAACAGCGCAAUGAGGACUUCAGGAAGCUCUUCAAGCAGCUGCCCGACUCAGAGCGCCUCAUCGUGGACUACUCCUGCGCUCUGCAAAGGGACAUCCUCCUGCAGGGACGACUCUACCUCUCAGAAAACUGGAUCUGUUUCUAUAGCAACAUCUUCCGUUGGGAAACGCUGCUGACCGUGCGGCUGAAAGACAUCUGCUCCAUGACGAAGGAGAAGACAGCCCGUCUCAUCCCCAAUGCCAUCCAGCUUUGCACUGACAAUGAGAAGCACUUUUUUACCUCGUUUGGGGCCCGGGACAGGACUUACAUGAUGAUGUUCAGGCUCUGGCAGAAUGCUCUGCUCGACAAGCCCUUGUGCCCCAAAGAGCUGUGGCACUUCGUCCACCAGUGCUACGGGAACGAGCUGGGCCUGACCAGCGAUGACGAGGACUACGUGCCGCCGGACGACGAUUUCAACACUAUGGGGUACUGCGAGGAGAUCCCGGCCGAGGAGAACGAGGUCAACGACAACUCCUCCAAGAGCGUGGCCGAGGCCAAGCCCGACGCCAGCCCGCUGCCCGCCAAGAAGGCCUUCGGCGGCAGCAACAACAACAACGCGCUCACCCCCACCGGGAGCGGCGAGGCGCCCGUCUCCUUUGAGCUGCCCCCAGUGGAGGAGUUCAGCAGCUGCCUUCCGGGGGACGACGUCCUGCCCAUCCUGCUGCCCGACAACAGGAGCCGUGAGCUGAGCAUCCCCGUGCCCGUUCCCUCGCCCUCGCUCGACUUCAACGACAACGAGGACCUGCCCACCGAGCUCAGCGACUCGUCCGAGACGCACGACGAGGCAGGAGAGGUGCAGGCCUUCCAGGAGGACCUGAACGGGAAGCAGUACAUCAACGAGGUGUACAAGUUCAGCGUGGACAAGCUGUACGACAUCCUCUUCACCGAGUCCCAGUUCAUGAGGGACUUCCUGGAGCAGAGGAGAUUCUCGGAUGUGGUGUAUCACCCCUGGAGGAAGGAGGAGGCGGGGAACCAGAUGCGUGAGAUCAUGUACACCAUCUCCCUCACCAACCCACUGGCCCCCAAGACUGCCACGGUCACAGAGACGCAGACUCUGUACAAAGCCAGUCAAGAGAGUGAGUGCUACAUUAUUGACGCAGAGGUGAUCGCGCACGACGUCCCCUACCACGACUACUUCUACACCCUCAACCGCUACAUGCUGACUCGGGUGGCCAAGAACAAGUGCCGAUUGAGAGUCUCCACUGAGCUGCGUUACAGGAAGCAGCCCUGGGGUCUGGUUAAAGGCUUCAUCGAGAGAAACUUCUGGAGCGGACUGGAUGAGUACUUCAGGCAUCUAGAGCUGGAGCUCAGUAAAGCGGAGGCGGCGGCUACAGAACCGCACCGGCAGUCGCCGAAGGCCAAGGCGCUGAGGACGGCGACGGCGAGGCGCAGGAAGCGGCCGCACGUUCACCUCCGAGCCCAACACCUGGACGAGGCCCUGAGCACCGUCACCACGCCCGAGGAAGAGGAGGUCAUCCACCGCAUCAAACACGUGGCAGGUUCCACACAGACCAGACACAUGCCUGAGCACGUCCCCGGUGGCUUCGCCCUGUACAGCGUUUCCAAGCUCCUCCUCAUCAUCAGCUUUGUCCUGGUGUUGCUGGUCUUCCUCAACAUAAUGCUCUUCUAUAAGCUGUGGAUGCUGGAGUACACCACCCAGAGCCUCACCACCUGGCAGGGCCUACGACCUCACGAGAGCAGGCUGCCGCAGACGCAGACGGAGUGGGCGCAGAUCCUGGAGUCGCAGCAGCGUUACCACGACGACGAGCUGCAGAAGUGGAGGGCCAUCAUCAAGUCCUCGGUCCUGCUGCUGGAUCAGAUGAAAGACUCUCUGUUGAACCUCCAAAAGGGCAUCGGCUUGAGGGACUACAGCUCAGAAACAGAGGAAAAAAGGAACCGCUAUCACUGACAAAAAGCGAAGCCCAUGGCCAAGAGGGGAACGGCGUGCAAUAUGACAAUACUGACACGGACACGUGUGCAAAUGAGGGACGACCUGUACUGGACCGAUGGGAUAGCGGGGAUUCUGCUGCUGCCGUCACCCACCAGACCAUCGGCAGGAAGCGCCAUCACCCUGAACAGGAAGUGGGGCGCUGUCACCGUUGAGGCAUUACGAGGAAGACGGCAGUGCUUCACCUCGGCGUAAAAUCCUAUCUUUUUUUCCCCUCUCUGUUCUAGAAUGUCAUACCGUAAGUUUUAAUUGCGUACAAAGAAAACUAAAAAAAAGGAGUCCAAUCAUCAGUGACCAUGACAACAACAAAGAAAAAAAAAGAAACAAAAGCAUGCAAUUUAAAAAAAUCUUUUAAAUGAGGAUUUGUAUUUGGAUUCCUGCUCGCUCUGUCUCGGAAGAAUGACGUCGAAAACAGACAAGGGCAGGGUUUAUUUCUUUAUUUCCCCACAGUUCUAGCACUCCCUUGACUGUUCCCAGAUAGACCGUCCCCCUAGUCACGAGCUGCAGUAUCCCUUACCUCCAGUGUUGACUCUGGGACCAGGUUAACUCAUUGAGCAUCAAACUGUAUGCACAUGCACUGAGCUUAAGUUCUAAGACAUGAGUCACAGAGAUAUAUAUAUAUAUAUAUGUAGUUAUGUGUAGUUAUAAUUUUUCUAUUGGAAUUGAUCUUUGCUGACAGGGCUCUUGUUUUGUUGCCAGGUCCACAUGGAGAGUCGGGGGCUGGUUUCCCCGAUAGCUAUGUGCCAUGGCGCUGUGUUCAUUUAAUCAUGAUAUAUGGUUACACCUUUUUUUUCCCUGACGUGAGGUUUGUCCCUAGUAUUUAAUUGGAGAAUAAUUGUUGGACAGGACCAUCUGUCUCAGCGACAGUUGGGACUGUAUACUGGAAAGUGCUGACAAAACCAGGAGGGGGAAUGUGAGGAAGAUUUUGUUUUCUUACUUAGGUUUGAGUUGAAGAAAUGCCGACUUUACCAGCAAUAAAGUGUCUACUUUUUGUCAGCUGCUGUAAGCUGGGAGCUUUGCAAAGAGCCUUCCCCAUGAAUCAUGAAAGCUACAAUUGCGUGGGCUUCCCCCUAAAAAUUUGAAGCUCCCUCCGCAGUAUUGUGAAGCUAGAGAAGCUGUCGGAAUGUGGUGAAGCUGUCAGAAUGUUUUGUUAGGAGUGUUCAAACUAUGCAUCGGUAAAACAGACCCAACAGCGUCAUUGUUCACUGAUACUGUUGCCUUGCAUCAUGGGACAAUGAAUGGGGACUGAUGAUAUGAAAACGCACCCUGUCUUUGAGAUGAGAUGUCUCUUCUCCAUCCGCUGACUAUUUUCAUUCUCAUCCCCUAUUUUGGGCGGGUAACUCACCUAGUGUUAAAGGGCCAGGUCUUUCAAAAAAAAAAAGUUCAGUGGCACAAUCUGUUUAUUUGUGACUUGUUCAGUUUCUUUUACUAAGUUUUGGGGUGUUGUUCCCCAAAUAAUUUUGUCCUACUUUAAGUAUUGCAGUCUUAAUCCAUGUAAUUGUAACUACCUACUCUUAACCUAUUCGGCCAUUGUUUUUUUGUUUUUUUUUAUAUUCGUGAAAAAGUGUCACUGCAUUUGCAAGUUAUAAAUCAGUUCCUAAGCAGAAUGUACUCUUAACUUGGAGUACUGCAUGGUCCUGAGUGAGGUCCGCACAUAAUUGUGAGUAAGGACCUAUUUUUGAAGUAUUCUUUGUUUGAAGAGACAAUAUGAAUCUGUUUGAUCAGUAUAAUGCCACAGAGAAAGGUGCUACAUACAUCAGUGUAAAAACUUCAUGUGAGUGAAAACAAGGAUGAAGUGUGUAAUAGUUCUUUAUGUGUGAAAAUGUGGUCACAUAACUUUUUGCCAGCAUUUUAUAUAGGUCUUGCUGAAAGGUCAACAGGGGGCAUUAUUGAGUCCAGACUAAAAUUUCAGUUUUAAGAGUUGGCCGUUUUGGUGGAAGUUCCUCCAAAAUGUGUAAAUUCUCUGCAAUAUCAGAAACUGACUGAUAACCAGGGAGAUGGGGGAUGGGGUGUGGGAUGAGGCAAAUUUUUUUAUUUAUUUUUAUUAUUAUUUUUUUUUUAAAGGGAUGCUGCAGCUGGACAAUGUGGGGCAACUGUUACUCAGAGAAUGUUUGAUUACAAAACUGUGAAUAGCUCUAUUGAAAUGACUUUUAAGUUGGAAAAGAAUAUAUGAAGUAUACACAUAUAAGAGAUGCAGAUAUUUAUUGAUGAUCUAUGUACAGCGUAUUAAAAAAAUAAAUUAACGGAGCCCAAGGAAUGUUGAAGAAUUAAUGGGUGAAAGAACAUGCUUCUUCGGCUACAUCCUCAGACUUGUCCGUCACGCCGUGUCUUUUUAAUUGCAUCAUGGGAAACGUAGUAUGUUUGUUUGUUUUGCUUGACUCCAUAGCCCGAGCAUGUUAGACGUAACAGCCAAACUGCCUUUUGUCGUGCUCAGUUUAGCCAUAUCCUGCCAUGUCCCGGCUACAGCUCACAGCCAACCAGCCAAUGCGCAAUCCUGCAAUCUGGCAAUACUGCGAAAGUACUGCACUGCGCCCACACUUCAUUUCAUCAAAACAACAGUGAGGUUUUGCCCCUUCAGUCUGAAUGUCUGUAAGCAGCUAACAUUAACAACCUCGAACUCUGAGACCACAUGCCACAUUCCAGGUAAUGUGACCUCAUCUCUGUUUAAAUACACAGUUAUGCUUUUCAGUCUCCUCACUGUUAUUGCUUACAGUGAAGCUCAUUGCUCAUAAUUCAGCAUCUUCUCUCUUCACUCUCGAGACCUACACAUCGUAUAUCACUUGACUAUUCCUGUGGUAGUAUACUGCCCUGUCUGAACACCUUGCACACCCAGAGGUGGUCAGAGAGUAGAAGUCCUGCCACGUGUUUCUUCCACCCAUGAACUCAGCCAGCUGAUUUCACUAAUUAGUUCUACCUCCUAGCUGAAGAAUUAUGCUAAUUAGCAAAUCCAGGUGAUUGGAACGAAAUACUGAGGAGGACCUUUACUUUCUGAGCCUGAAUUUUAUGGGUCUGUAUGCACCUUGCGCUUGAAUGUUUUUACUGACUGAUUUUGCAAAUGGCCCCCGUGCCCCUCAUGCCAGUAUUCUGUGCACAGAAAAGAAAAAAUGUUCAGUGUAAAAACCAACUCUAAUAGGGUACUUUUAACUGGGUGCAUGUGGUCCCUAUUGGGCUCAUAUAAACUCUGUUUCAGCUGAUUUAACACUGAGAACUUUAGUGUGUAUACUUUUGAAAAUAAGUGUUCUUGGUGAAGUGAAGUUCACCACACUUUUGCUUAAACACUGAAGAAACACACAUGGCAUGUGGACAUGUUGAAAGCUGCACAAUGACAGUAUUGUGAAGUGUGUUAACCAUCGUUUGCAUAAUAAUCAGUUUGUGGUAUCAUUCAAUGCACACAGCAGUUACAAUAGUGUUUCAGUGCAGAGGGGGUAUAUGAGAAACUAUAGUCAUGUGUAGUGUUCAUGUGCUGGCUCUCUAAGAGCCUCCAAUUCCCAUCAUGCAUUGCAUUAAAUGUAAAAACCCAUCUCAUGAACCAAUUUAAUAUGACCGGAUGGAAUAUGCAGUCUCACACACACUUGAUAUGCAUAUACUGCCCAUUAUCUCUGCUUUCCUGGCCCCGUCUCAAAGCUUUACUGCAUUUUAUAAAACUGGAAAGUGGUGAGAAAGAUAGCAGAGUAAUAAUGUUGAUAAUGAAGCUUAACUUGCCAUCAAAGCUCAGAAAUGUAGCUCAUUGCAUCGCCAUAACUGAAUCAUCAUAUAUUGCUGUUUGUGUGUCAUCUAUUUGCAUUUUUACUGUCCCUCACAGAUGCACCAUUAGCAUGAAUACGCUUUUCCAUACAGUUACUAUAACUACCAUCUCCUCCAUUUCCUUCAAUACUGUUACAGGUGCUGCUUGUGUUUAAACGUUUUUGAAAGUUCAACACUGUCUACCCCCACAUGCUGAUUCUGUGUGAAACCCAGUCUAUUUUUGUAUUCAUUUCAAUAUCUGUGAAUGUCAAGGGAACAAUAUGUUGUGUACUGUGUGAAGCCACCCUGGGAUCUGUCUGUCAGUACUGCACUUCUGUGGAUAACACAGUCUGUUUAUUUCUGAUAUAUUUGGACAUAUAUUUGUUUUUGGCCAAAGGUAUUAUGUUGUGUACGGUGGAGCACCUGCAGGAGCAAUGUCAAUGACUGUGAGAUUUGGAAAGGGAUAAUGUGCCCUUUUACUGAAUAUUUACUUUAACAAUAUGAAUCCAGGGUUUUGAUUGGCUGUGAUGGAAAUGUUUCUGUUUUAUAGAAAUUAUGACUUCUGUAAUGUGGCAAGCUCAAUACAUGCAAACAUAAUGACACAUUAUUGUGAUUGAUUGAUUUAUAAAAGGUUAAUCCAAUCUGUUUGCAAACUGUCACUAUGAUUCAGGCUAUAACUUGGAAUGUAAAAUGUGAGCUAGUUUGUUACAUUUGAGAGGAUUUUGCUCUUCAGCAAUGAUAUUGAUAUGGGGGAAAUGUGAUCAUUGAUCUAUAAAACCAACCACAUUGGAAGAGUAUCCUAGCCUAGCCUCCUAGUCAGUUUUACAUUAUCAGCUAGAGAAGUGACAAACACUUUGUAUGUUGUUCGGUCUCAUGACCAAACUGACAUACAUUAGAUCGAGUCUCUGCAUGCCAGUUUUAAAGAACUGAAGAUGACACUCCAUCCAUUUCUGCCCAAACCUGACCAAUCAGGAUUCUGGAAAUUUUGAAUGAUGUAAUAGAUUUUAUGCUAAUCAGAGAAUGAAUAAAAAAGUCAGUCAGCUUGUCUCAAUGUUUAAGAAAAAGGUAAAGAGUCUGAAUGUUAAAGCAAACAAAGCAUUAUUAUCAUUUUUUAAAGUAUGUUUUUUCAAAAGCAACUAUAAACCAUGAAAUUGAACACUCAAA